Pneumocystis carinii B80 is the source of this 759-nucleotide messenger RNA. RefSeq lists its product as hypothetical. NCBI's taxonomy places the organism in Eukaryota, Fungi, Ascomycota, Pneumocystomycetes, Pneumocystales, Pneumocystaceae. The transcript has 6 exons. The record is from RefSeq and is a predicted model, not a curated record. Bases 1 to 759 code for a protein of 252 amino acids. Gene Ontology annotation, biological process: tRNA modification. Gene Ontology annotation, molecular function: RNA binding.
AUGUUACUGCCGAACUGGUCAGGAGUCUUUAUUACUUGUGUGCGUAAACAUGAAAAACAGGCAGAACGUGAAGUACUUAAUUUAUUUUAUCAAUAUCUUGAAGAACAAGCACCAGAACUUUUUAUAUCAUCAUCAUCAAUUAAAUCGGAUGAUGCAUGUGUAUCAUCAGAAGAAUUGCUUAACAUAACAUCUGGUAGUCUUGAAGAUCAAAUUUCACAAGAACUUGCAAUAUUAAAAAAGAAAGAGCGUUGGUUACAGCCAAUUAAUAUUAAAACAUCAUGUGUUAUUUUUAUUAGGACAAGAUGGCCUUUAGAUCCUGUUCAAAUAGUUCGUUAUGUUUGUGAAAAAAUAUGUUCAAGUGGUGUUAAAGGAAUCCGUUGGUCUAAACGUAUGACACCUGUUACAUUAACUGCAUCUGCAACACUUUUGGAUCUUCAGAAUUUAGCUGAGAAAGUUUUGCAACCUUAUUUUCAUGAAAAUAAAUUGGAACCAUUGAGGGAAAGUUUUGCUAUUCGUCCAAAUCUUAGAAAUCAUACAAAAUUAACAAGAGAACAAAUUAUAAGAACUAUUGUGCCUCUUGUAGGUGCACCACAUAAAGUGGAUCUUAAGAAUUAUGAUGUUCUAAUAAUGGUUGAAAUAUUUAAGAAUAUUUGUGGUAUUAGUAUUGUAAGAGAUUUUGAAAAGCUAAAAAAAUUGAAUAUUAUGUCUAUUAUGGAAUCCUAUGACCAAAAAAAUGUAAAAAAGACUUUUGAAGAUUAA